AUGAAUCCGACCGCCGUCGCUAUCGAAGCCCCUCCCGUCAUCAUGGCGCCGGAGGUGUCCUUGCCCGUCAGGAAUGCAGCAAAAGAGACGGCCGAGGGCAUCCUCUACGGCUCUAUUGCCGGCAUCGUAGGAAAAUACAUCGAAUACCCCUUCGACACCGUCAAGGUCCGCCUUCAAAGCCAGCCCGACCGCCUGCCCCUCCGCUACAAGGGCCCGCUCGACUGCUUCCGCCAGUCGCUGCGGGCCGACGGUUUCCUCGGCAUGUACCGGGGCAUCAGCGCGCCGCUCGUCGGUGCCGCGGCCGAGACGUCGAGCCUGUUCAUCUUUGAGUCGCUCGGGCGCGAGGGGCUCUACGCCAGCGGCCUCGCGCGCCGCGACACCCCGCUGUCCCUCCCCGCACUCUACAGCACCGGCGCCUUUGCCGGCGCCCUCGCCUCGUUCGUCCUGACGCCGAUUGAGCUCGUCAAGUGCAAGAUUCAGGUGCCCGGCGGCGGCGCGUCGAAUGUCGGCCUGAAGCCGCUCGCCGUUGUCCGCAACAUUUUCCGCCACGAUGGCCUGCGCGGCUUCUGGCACGGCCAGAUGGGCACGCUGAUCCGCGAGUCGGGUGGUUCCGCGGCCUGGUUCGGCGCCAAGGAGACGGUCACGGCCAUGUUCUACACCCUGGCGACCAAGAAAGCGGCCUCGGCCGCGGAGCAGGAGCGCAUCCGCGCCACGCCGCUGCCGUUGUGGCAGCAGGCCGUUGCUGGCGCGUCGGCCGGUGUCUCGUACAACUUUCUCUUCUUUCCCGCCGAUACCAUCAAGUCGCGCAUGCAGACGUCACCGCUAGGAAUACCGGGCGAGAAACCGUCUUUUUGGGCCGAGGGGUCGGCCAUCUGGCGCCAGUCAGGCGUGCGCGGCCUAUAUCGUGGGUGCGGCAUCACUUGUCUGCGAUCCGCGCCCAGCUCCGCCUUCAUCUUCAUGGUCUUUGACGGACUCAAGAGAAAUUUCCCUUUGUAA
Molecule: messenger RNA, 996 nt
Organism: Cordyceps militaris CM01
Lineage: Eukaryota; Fungi; Ascomycota; Sordariomycetes; Hypocreales; Cordycipitaceae
Product: amino acid transporter arg-13
Exons: 2
Coding region: 1-996 (331 amino acids)
Biological process (GO): mitochondrial L-ornithine transmembrane transport
Molecular function (GO): L-ornithine transmembrane transporter activity
Source: RefSeq, a predicted model, not a curated record